Messenger RNA from Aspergillus melleus, 1287 nucleotides. RefSeq lists its product as uncharacterized. The coding region runs from base 46 to 1191 and encodes 381 amino acids. The record is from RefSeq and is a predicted model, not a curated record. The transcript has a single exon. NCBI's taxonomy places the organism in Eukaryota, Fungi, Ascomycota, Eurotiomycetes, Eurotiales, Aspergillaceae.
AGAACCAAGAGUCAUUUAUCCUCCCUUCCUCUCGAGAUCAUCGAAAUGAUCUGCGACGAACUCCCUACUCCCGAUCUGGCCGCCCUCGUCGGAACCUGCUGCCAUACAUACCAUCGCACAAUUCACCGUUUCGCGCAGCGAUAUGCAGAAGUAUAUUUCGACUUCUCUGAACACGGACUCAAUCAUCUACAUGCGAUUGCCCAGAAUCCCGUUAUGUGCCAGUACGUCCAGCGACUGGUCGUGAUGGCACCCGAGCCCCAUCUCGGCCGCAGUAUACAAUGGCAAUGGAGCGUGGCAGGACAUCUACGGAGUCCACUUGAUAUGCCAAUUAUUCGACGAUUCCGUGAUGAUUUGGUACACCGUCUGCCACACUGUCGGUCGUUCAUCAUCUCCCCUAUCGCAUGCUGUGAUCAGUCGCGAGAAGAGACAAGCAACGAUCAGCAGCUGAAACCGGACGAUGUCGCCACAAUUCUGUACGAUGUCAUGGCUGACGCGUGUCUACCGGUAAAGCUACUAUGGUACGGCAAAGGAGUAAACUAUACCGCAGAGACGAUGAGCGCCAAUCGAUUACCUAAAUGUCUUUUUGGCAAGCCUGGGUUUCGCGCGGCUUGGGGCCAGCUGGAGAAUCUCCACCUAGAGCAUGAUCUCACGCCAUACAAUUAUUCCUUUAUUCUAGACUCCAUUUGCCAUGCGUCCAGCCUCCGAAAGCUCUACCUCAGUCUAGGUCCUAGGGAUCUGGCUAUGGAAUUCUUUGCUCAGCUUAGUAGAUCAGAGACUCUACCAAGUACACUUGAACGAAUCACACUUGCCUUCACGGCCAUUCAGGCAGACGGCUUAAUACGCAUUCUAUACAAAUCGCGAUUGAGUCUACGCCGGAUUGGUUUGACUGGCGUCACGGGGCUCUCCCCGGGCUGGCUGGCAGUGCUGGGCAGUAUGCAAAGCCAGUUUCCGCAACUGGAAACUAUCGAGUUGGACAUGCUUUAUGGGUGUGGCGGCGUCACACUGUCAACUCUGUCAACAACUGUGCAGUGCAACUCAGGAAAGACAUUUGAGUUACAGACCGGCGGUCGUACAUGUUCACAAACGAUGGGCAUUGGCUUGGAGGACUUAGGAGCACUACCGAGCAAUGAGGCCGGGAGUACGGCCUUGGAUAUGUUGCUAAAGGCGCAGUCACCGGGGGUUGCGGUAUGAUGGCGGUACAAUGAUCUGAUGAAACUGAUAUAUGCUAUGUAAUUAUUAUGGUUGGAGAUUAAUGCCUCUAAGCUAUUGUGCUGUAACCCUAGUUUG